ACGAUGAUGGUUCGGCCGAUCCUCUCAAAACUGGAGGAACAAGAGUCUCCUCCCGAGGCACUCGCCGGCGUCGAGCCGGCGCCGAAUACGAAGCGAAGAUGCGUCUCGAGCGCAUGUAUACCCUGUCGGCGUCGAAAAUCCAAGGCGAGUCUUUGCCCCCCCCCCCCCUGCGAUGGAGCCAUGCCGGCUUGCGCGACAUGCAAGGCCGUGUAUCGAAUGGAGUGUAUGUAUGAUUUUGACGGAGAUGGUCGUCGGCGGCGUCGCAAGAGCAUUCCCGGCGGCGGCGAGGGGCGGAACACUAACUCGCUCGACGAAACCGUACCGCGGAUCCGUACUGCGGCGGAAACCGAGGUUGAAAGCAUCGUCGAGCAGCUGUGGCCAACCGGUUCGCUGCAAUCAAUCACUUCGACGGCGACGACGGCAGUGGAAUUCAUCAAGCACGAGAAGCGCAAGUCGAUUCCCGAGCCAGUCAAAGAGCCCGCGGGAAUCGUAGUGAAGAACGUCGGGGAGCUGCAGGUCGACGAGGAAGGUGCAGUGCGGCACUAUGGGUAUUCUUCGAAUUUGGGGUCAAUUCGGUCCCGGUCGCGGAAGACGUACCAAAGCUCUUGCGAGAUGCAAGGAGUGGAUUGGACGACAGUCACUACGGACGACAAACUGAUUUUCGACCUACUGGAUCUGUACUUUACGUGGCACCAUCCCGUCCACGUCCUUUUCUCGACGUCCUGCUUCUUGACGGACAUGCGCAGGCGACGAAAGAAGUACUGUAGUCCGCUGCUCUUCAAUGCCGUACUGGCGCUUGCCUGUCACUACUCAACGAACGUCGACGCGCGCGCCAACCCUGCCGACCCCUCCACCAGAGGCGACCACUUCUUCGGGGAAGCGCAACGAUUGCUCUUAGCUGAGGAGAGCCAUUCAUCGCUCACGGUAACGCAAGCGUUGGCGCUGAUGGCGGCACGAGAGGCAGGAUGUGGUCGGGACGCCACGAGCUGGAUGUAUUUGGGCCGGUCGUUGCAUGUAGCUUUAGACCUUGGAUUGCACCUUCCGCUGGAGGCCAGCACCACCAUGUUUACACUGACGGAAGUGGAGGUGCGUCGGAUCACCUUCUGGGCAUUAUUCGUGAUGGACAAGCAAUGGUCGAUGCAUUUCGGGAGGAUCCCACAGCUUCCCUGCAGCGUCGUCGGUAUCCCGAAGCCGAACAUCAUCCAGGAGCUCGAGAACGACGCGUGGACGGCCCCGGAUGGGUCGCGCCGUCCGUGCCAGGUCAUGCAAAUCGCGACGCAAUACGCAGAGCUCGCUGAAGUCCUCGGAGACGCCUUGCGGGUGCUGCAUUCGCCUCGACAACAGUUGGACGCCGUCAAGUUGAAGGAGUACCAUACACGGCUAAAGAUCUGGCGGGAAAAGAUCCCGAAAUCUCUGGACCCACAGCAGAAUGCAGUUCCCGCCGUCUUUGUCCUGCACAUGUUCUACCACUCCAUAAUCCUCCUGAUCUUCCGACCGUUCGAGCACCAACACCUCAGUUCCUUCACCGACAGUCCGCGGCAAAUAAGCGUCAACGCGGCCAUCGAGACCUGCACGAUCUACAGCUACCUCCGGAACGCGCGCUUCGACAAGCGCCCAGUGUGCAUGGUUCCGCACAUGCUGCUCUCGGCGGCACUAGUCUUCGUC
This is a messenger RNA of Tricharina praecox, 1665 nucleotides long. RefSeq names its product fungal-specific transcription factor domain-containing protein. The annotation marks the transcript as partial. The record is from RefSeq and is a predicted model, not a curated record. Gene Ontology annotation, biological process: regulation of DNA-templated transcription; DNA-templated transcription. Gene Ontology annotation, molecular function: zinc ion binding; DNA-binding transcription factor activity, RNA polymerase II-specific; DNA binding. The transcript is spliced from 5 exons. NCBI's taxonomy places the organism in Eukaryota, Fungi, Ascomycota, Pezizomycetes, Pezizales, Pyronemataceae.